UUUUACUUCAUCACAAAAUGCAAGCCGAUUCCUCUACACCCAAGGGUACUAUUAGAAAACGUGUCACCUCUCGUAGCAACACUAACAAUGCUGCUCGUGGUGGUAUUCCCGGUGGAAGUACUUCUAGUAUGAUGCGUAUCUACUCUGACGACUCCCCAGGUCUUCGUGUUGAUCCUGUUGUUGUUUUGGUCCUUUCAUUGACUUUCAUUGCAUCUGUGUUUGGCCUUCAUAUUGUUGGUAGAUUCUUGGCCUAAGAACUGUAGUUUACACUUAUUAAUACACGUAUAUAUUUUCAAUCAAAACACAUAUAUCAAUUCAUAUCAUUCUUAUUUAAAAUAAAAGCGUACAGUUUGUUUCUUGGUACUACAAACACAAAAGGUUUUUAGU
Molecule: messenger RNA, 387 nt
Organism: Gilbertella persicaria
Lineage: Eukaryota; Fungi; Mucoromycota; Mucoromycetes; Mucorales; Choanephoraceae
Product: Sec61beta family-domain-containing protein
Exons: 4
Coding region: 18-254 (78 amino acids)
Biological process (GO): intracellular protein transport
Cellular component (GO): Sec61 translocon complex
Source: RefSeq, a predicted model, not a curated record